AUACUCACAUACAACGUUCUUUAAAACUGCAACGACAACAUAAAUUCUGAGUUCGACUCUUGUACAUAUGGUCGUUCCGGGAUAGCAACCAUCUCGCGAUCAUGUCGAACUCUAUUAAGGUUGUCUGUCGGUUCAGGCCGCAGAAUCGCAUUGAGAAUGAGCAGGGUGCUCAACCAGUUGUAAAAUUCGAGGCUGAUGAUACCUGCGCUCUUGAUUCAAAUGGAGCGGCUGGUUCUUUCACAUUCGAUCGUGUCUUUGGCAUGAGCUCACGGCAGAAAGAUAUUUUCGACUUCUCUAUCAAGCCCACUGUGGACGAUAUUCUUAACGGUUAUAAUGGAACGGUCUUUGCAUAUGGUCAAACAGGAGCGGGAAAGUCUUAUACUAUGAUGGGAACAAAUCUUGAAAAUGAUGAUGGCAGAGGUGUUAUUCCCAGAAUUGUGGAGCAAAUAUUCGCCAGCAUUCUGUCCAGUCCAGGUACGAUCGAAUAUACAGUGAGAGUCAGCUACAUGGAAAUCUAUAUGGAACGCAUUAGAGAUUUGCUACAGCCACAGAACGACAAUCUGCCAAUCCACGAAGAAAAGAAUAGAGGUGUUUACGUUAAAGGCUUAUUGGAGGUUUAUGUUUCAAGUGUUCAAGAAGUCUACGAAGUUUUGAAAAGAGGAGGGGAUGCAAGAGUGGUAGCUUCGACCAACAUGAACGCAGAGUCUUCUCGAUCACAUUCUAUAUUCGUUAUAACGAUCACACAAAAGAACGUUGAAACCGGGUCGGCAAAGAGCGGUCAACUUUUCUUGGUCGAUUUGGCUGGUAGUGAAAAGGUCGGAAAGACUGGUGCUAGUGGACAGACCUUGGAGGAGGCAAAGAAGAUCAACAAGAGUUUGAGUGCUCUUGGUAUGGUUAUCAACAAUCUGACAGACGGCAAAUCAUCGCACAUUCCUUAUCGAGACUCGAAACUUACCAGAAUUUUACAAGAGAGUUUAGGAGGAAAUAGUAGGACAACACUUAUUAUCAACUGCUCGCCUAGUAGUUACAAUGCCGAGGAAACCCUGAGUACUCUGAGAUUUGGUAUGCGAGCAAAGGCAAUCAAGAAUAAGGCCAAGGUCAAUGCAGAGCUCAGUCCAGCGGAACUCAAAGCCUUACUUAGGAAGGCUCAAUCUCAAGUCACUACCUUUGAAACCUAUGUUUCUACACUUGAGGGAGAAGUUCAACUAUGGCGUAAGGGCGAAUCUGUACCAAAGGAGCAAUGGGCACCCCCUCUCGCAGGCGUUAGUGGGACAAAAGCAGCAGCAGCCCAGGCACCCCGGCCAUCUACACCUUCACGUCUCGCAACAGAAAGUCGUGCAGAGACACCGGUGACAGAAAGGUCCGCUACUCCAGGUAUACCAAUAGACAAGGACGAGAGAGAAGAAUUUUUACGACGUGAAAAUGAACUUCAAGAUCAGAUAACGGAAAAGGAAACUCAAAUUGCGGCUGCAGAAAAGACCUUGCGAGAUACCAAAGAGGAACUCACUUACCUAAAGGAGCGGGACACCAAGGUCAACAAGGAUAACGAGAAACUUACUAGUGAAGCAAACGAAUUCAAGAUGCAACUUGAGCGAUUAGCAUUCGAGAGUAAAGAGGCACAAAUUACCAUGGAUAGUUUGAAAGAAGCCAACGCCGAACUGACCGCAGAGCUCGAUGAACUCAAACAGCAAUUGCUUAAUGUAAAAAUGAGCGCCAAAGAAUCGACUGCUGCCUUGGAUGAGAAGGAGAAGAGAAAGGCCGAAAAGAUGGCACAAAUGAUGGCUGGAUUUGAUCUCGGCGGAGAUGUUUUCAGUGAGAACGAAGCGACCAUCAAGAAGGUCAUUGAUCAAAUUGACUCUCUACAUGAGCAAAGUUCUGCCGGGGAAGCCAUUCCCCCUGAUGAGUUUGAAGAAUUGAAGGCGAAACUAGUCGAGACUCAGGGCAUUGUUCGACAGGCGGAACUUUCAAUGUUUGGUUCAUCAUCGAAUGAUGCCAAUGUAAAGCGCCGAGAAGAGUUAGAGCAACGUCUUCAGGUCCUCGAGCAAGAAUACGAAGACCUUCUCGAACGCAACUUAGGCGAAGGGGAUGUUGCUGAGAUCAAGAAGCGUCUCGAGAAAGCAUACUCCAACAAUCAAGAUAUCAAGGUCGAAUUAGUGGAAGACCUCAAGAAAGAGGUCGCUCAAAAGUCGGCUGAGAUUGAAAAGUUCAAGGCUGUGAAUGAAGACUUGCAACAAAGAGUCAAGUCAGGCAGCUCAUCCAAUGGUACAGCACCAGGCUCAGCUAGCGGCAAGACUGUUCAACAACAGAUCGCCGAAUUCGACGUGAUGAAGAAGAGUUUGAUGCGGGACUUGCAAAAUCGUUGUGAACGUGUUGUCGAACUAGAAAUCUCCCUCGAUGAGACUCGCGAACAAUAUAACAACGUUCUCCGUUCGUCUAACAACAGAGCCCAACAAAAGAAGAUGGCUUUCUUGGAGAGAAAUCUUGAACAAUUGACUCAUGUUCAGAGGCAAUUGGUUGAACAAAACGGCAGCUUGAAGAAAGAAGUUGCCAUUGCUGAGAGGAAGUUGAUUGCAAGGAAUGAACGGAUUCAGAGUUUGGAGAGUCUGUUACAAGAUUCGCAAGAGAAACUGACUACUGCCAGUCACAGAUUCGAAGCCCAACUUUCAGCGGUAAAAGAACGACUCGAAGCUGCCAAGGCAGGCAGUACCCGUGGACUAGGCUCACCUACGGGUGGAUUUAGCUUCGGUGGCGCCGGAAGCCGAAUUGCCAAACCACUGAGAGGAGGUGGUGGUGACGCGCAAAUUCCAAUUAUCGGAAACUUGCAAAACUCGGACACAGGAAGCACCGGGAACACAAAGAGGAGUUCAUGGUUUUUCUCGGGGCAGAAAUAAACGAAUAAGCCCUAGUGGAGAUUCAAGUAAAGAAGAUUUAUUGGAGCGGACUGGGGAGCUUAUGGUGUAAUUGGAUUUAGCCUGAGGAUAUUACCUAUUGUCGUGGAAUGAUUGAAUGAGAUAAGGGAGUUUGGUGGUGGUGGCAUUGCGAGAAAGAGUGAGGGGAGUUGGGGAAACGGAUAUAGAUACGGAGGGGCAGUGGAUGAAUAAAGAAAAGAAAGAAGUGACGAGCAACGAAGAUUAUAAAGAAUAGAUGAGACUUAUGUAUACCCACGCUUUCUUGUUUCAGUACUUUUAUUUUCUUGAUUGAUGGGAGCACGAAAUGUGAGGGAUCAAUUGAGUAAGCUUUUGAUAUUGGAUUGAAUGGGUAGGGGAAUGGAGAUAGCAACCGUUAGAAAUCCACGAAGCUAAAAAUGGACUCCGGAGACCUUUUCUUACCAACAUUUACAUUUUGAUAUCACUUCCCCAUUCUCUUGAAGAGGUCUCCGAUGCAGCAAUAUCAGAUAGGGAAUUGUUUGACGAGCAGAUGGCGG
Molecule: messenger RNA, 3424 nt
Organism: Botrytis porri
Lineage: Eukaryota; Fungi; Ascomycota; Leotiomycetes; Helotiales; Sclerotiniaceae
Exons: 3
Coding region: 102-2891 (929 amino acids)
Biological process (GO): mitotic spindle organization; microtubule-based movement
Molecular function (GO): ATP binding; microtubule binding; microtubule motor activity
Source: RefSeq, a predicted model, not a curated record